Tachysurus fulvidraco (yellow catfish) is the source of this 1879-nucleotide messenger RNA. RefSeq names its product ABI family, member 3b (gene abi3b). Lineage: Eukaryota; Metazoa; Chordata; Actinopteri; Siluriformes; Bagridae. Gene Ontology annotation, molecular function: SH3 domain binding. The transcript has 6 exons. Gene Ontology annotation, cellular component: lamellipodium. The record is from RefSeq and is a predicted model, not a curated record. Bases 423 to 1673 code for a protein of 416 amino acids.
ACGCUUCCUAUUUUCAGCCCUGAAUUUAAGCUUACACGUCUCCAGUUUACCUGCGUCUCAUUGAACCUACCCGUGUCUAUAAAAACAAGCACUACCUCAACACCGACCACACAGAACUGGCAAUGAAGUACAACAACACAGAGGACAUCAUGAAGACACUGGAAAAGGCUCCAGAAGCACAGAAAGCUCUGCUAGACAAUCAAAGCAAUCUCAACAAGGUGGCUGACUACUGUGAAAACAAGUUCUCAAACGCUGCAUUCUCCUGUGUGUGAGGAUGCAAUUCAGUCAACAUGUCCACACACGCCUCCUAUUUUCAGCCCUGAAUUUAAGCUUACACGUCUCCAGUUUACCUGCGUCUCAUUGAACCUACCCGUGUCUAGAAAAACAAGCACUAUCUCAACACUGACGACACAGAACUGGCAAUGAAGUACAACAACACAGAGGACAUCAUGAAGACACUGGAAAAGGCUCCAGAAGCACAGAAAGCUCUGCUGGACAAUCAAAGCAAUCUCAACAAGGUGGCUGACUACUGUGAAAACAAGUUCUCAAACGCGGAAGACACAACAAAAGCAGUGGAGGAAUCCAAAGCUCUCACCACUCAGGCCCUGGCCAGUGUCGCUUACCAAAUCAACACACUGGCAGCGAGUGUACUGAGACUGCUGGAUGCACAGACUGUUCAACUGAAGCAGAUGGAGUCAUCAGUCAAUAUUCUCAGUAUGACCGUGGACAUGUACAAGGAGAAGGUGGCGCGUCAGGAGAUCGGCGUGCUGACUGCUCCAUGUAAAAUCCCAUAUGUUCAGAAGAUGGUUCCUCCGGCAAAACCUGAAGAACCUACCAUCGAAUACGAGCGUGUCCCGAUAUCCUACACCAGUCUAGACUUGAUCGGACAUGGAGUCUGGGACGGAAAGAAAACGGCAUCGAUGAAACCAGAAGCACAGACAAAUAUCCAACAGCCAAGUUUGCAAGAAGGAGGGCAACAUCUUGGCUCUGGUGCUGGCAUUGCUGUUCCUCCACCUUCGGUUCUCAACUGGGUUGGUUUAAAGCCCACAGCUUCUUCAUCCACACCAGUAACACCAGUCUCCUCCCUGUCACAGCCUCAGAGUUUCUACGAAGACACACUACCUCCACCACCUCUUUCACAAUUUGGUGAUACCGAUAGGCUUCCACCUCCACCACCAAUUUUUCCACAAAGUAGUCCAAUAGCUGUAUCUACAUCAGCUCCUUGUCCAUUUAGUUAUGAUUUUAGAGACUCAUUCUUACCACCACCAUCACCUCCCCAAACUGAGUUCAUGGCUCCUCCGCCACCACCACCUUCACCGACUCCUGCUGAUUCGUUUCCACCUCCCCCACCCGUACAUCCAGAGUUUGCUCCACCAGCCUCUCCAUUUCCUCCUCAAAGUACUGGAAGGGGUCAUGUUGCACCACCUCCUCCACUUCGCUCUACUCCUGGUGGGGGAUGUGCUCCUCCUCCUCCUCCUCCUGGACAGAGUAUUGCUCCACCUCCACCACCACCUCCAUCUUCUCCUGGAAAAGCCUUCAUUCCUCCUCCUCCCCCUCCACCAACAUCUCCAAGUGCUCCUGGAAAAUCGUUCAUUCCUCCUCCUCCUCCUCCACCUCCAGCUGCUCCUGGAAAAUCCUUUAUUCCUCCUCCUCCUCCACCACCACCAUUCUGAACCCUGGAACUUACCUUUUCUAAGAUAUUAGUGGUAACCCACUACUGUAUUCUCCAGACCAUAGCUGUACAUACAUCAUUCAAAACUUGCUAAAGAUGAAUAGAACAUUUCAUAAUUUUAUGUCACAUGGUUAUAUUCCAAACCCAAGUGUAUCUUUUCAUAGCUGCUGAACUAUCAAACUAUCUUCUAAUACAACUUAACCUUAA